GUCCGAUGCGAUCUCGGCCCAGUCGACAAUCCCCAUGAGCCUCCUUGUGUCCGCUGUCGUCGCGAAGCGAAAGAAUGCUUCUUUUCUGCCACGAGAAGGAAGAAGAGGGCUGCCGACUCUGGCACCACUGGAGAUGAAGUCGACCCCAACGACUACGAGAUCAGAGGAGGCCGCAAGAGGCUGAAGGAAGGUGUCGCUGAAUCGGUCGACUCGGAUGCUCGCAGUGCACAUUCGCCUGUGCCUGUGGUUGCAACGUACAUACCACGACCUUUGACACCCGGGGGUUCUAUGGGCCGCCAACAACCGCUCCGCCGACCACACUCGACAUCGCAAACACCGUAUCCUGGGGACGAAGCAGAUGAUCACGUCAACAGCCAUACAGCUGCUCUCUUGCAGACCGCCGAACUGCACAAUGGUCACGAUGCCCUGAACGUUCUGAUCGAAGCUGCCACAGCCAACCAUCGUACCGGAAGUGCCAGCGAUGCUCACAAAUACGCUUCUUCAUUACCGAGUCCUGCCCAUAUACCGCUACCCACAACGUCAAAACCGCCGCCUCCUGAUGCCUCGAUCGAUCCUGCCAUCAUGCAGCAACCGUCUUCCACUGCGCGACCAUCAUCUUCAGCGGAUCAUGCUUCUGCUUAUGCUGCGUGGUCACGCUUCAGAUUCGUCCGCAAUGGCUGGUUCACCAUCAAAGAAGGCAUGGACUAUAUCGAGUACUUUUAUACAUACAUGUCACCCCUCACACCCAUUGCUCUACCAGACUACCGCGGACCGGAAAAGCACGGAGCCUUGCUGGAGAAUGAACCCAUGCUUGCUGUUACCAUGCUCAUGAUCGCAUCACGUUAUAUGACACUAUCCGGCCCUGGUGCCACGAGUCGAUCACACGCCAUACACUCCCGACUUUGGCCAUUCGUUCAGCGUAUGAUUGACCGUAUCGUCUGGGGUCGCGAAUUGUCUGGAACUACACUUCAUCCUGACGAGACACAACCCGGCUGUGAUGUCAACCCAUUAUCAAGGAAGGGUCUUUUGACUCUAGGCACAGUUGAGAGUCUGCUGCUACUGACCGAAUGGCAUCCAAGAAUGAUGCACUUCCCCGCAGACGAAGACGAUACUCAGCUCAUGACUCCUGUCGAUCCAAUGGCUUCGAUCAACGAGAGCACAUCUAAUCCCGACAAGGGUCAAGGAGGCCAUGCGUUGACUUCAUGGCUUGAACCUGUUUUCAGGAGUGAUCGUAUGUGCUGGAUCCUUCUCAAUCUGGCAAUGACAGUAGCUUCUCAAAUCGGAGUCUUUGAUCCAGACUGUUCACGACAUUUGCAAGCCGUAACUCCGGAGCAGCAAGAAAUCUAUCAGCGAAGACGACUUCAUAUCAAGAGUGUCAUCCUUGGGUACAUUACACAGACUAGUGGACGCAUGGGUGUAACGGCCAUGCUCCCUCAAGGAUAUGCCGAGCCUGCUCUCAGUGAAUUGUACAACCCUAAGCGGUCGAGUUUCAAGGAUACCAAGGAUAUCGUUCUUCAUUUCUGGCUACGUCUGGCUACACUGGUCAAAAUCAAUAACGAGGAGCUGUAUGCCAAUCGACAGCAGACUCGUGAUAUCAUCAAGACUGGAAAGUACAGAGAGUUGUUGCAACGUAUCAAGCCAUCGUUGGUGCAAUGGCGGAGGGAGUUCGAAGCGUACCGAAACAGUCAGUGGCUUGUUUCCAGCCAAGAAAAGAUGUGUGCUGACACGAAUUGCANNGUUCCAAUUUUGCUUCGCCAUGUCCUAAUCAUCGAGUACGAACACACCAGAGUGAUUCUGCAUCAACUCGCCCUCCAAGCUGUGGUGGAGAGAUGCGCGAACAACAAUACUGGCUCUGCGGGCAAGGUCAUUCCGCCGAAUGUGCUUGACCAGUGGUUUGGCAGCGACAGACAGCAUGUGGAUGAGGUAAUGCAGGCUUGCCGCAAUGUGCUCCGCGUUGUCGUGGACGGGCUCGCUCCCGGUGGAUAUCUCAAACACGCACCCGUACGCACGUUUUUCCGCAUCGUGUCUGUGACGUUGGUGCUCGUCAAGAACGAAAUGGCAUUGAGCUUGAACCUCAUGGAUCGCACGGUAGAAGUCAUGCGCAAUCACGUCGUCGACGACGUCCAUCUCAGCAACCGCUUCUCCAACUUUCUGGAAGUAAUCACCAACCGCCUACCACUCUACGGCAUCCCCACCCAAACCUACGACAUUGGCGCCGACAAUAACACCUUUUCCAUCAUGCCGCCGCCCAUGCCUGCCUCGCCGUCUCUAAACCCUUUACACGAUUCUCAUUCUGCUCACCAAGACUAUCAUUUUGGCAACUAUGGUGCUGAUGCGGGAGGCUUUGAGGCUGACGGGGCGUAUGAUUGGUUGGCUUUGCCGCUGGAUCCGAUUCUACAGGCGCAUGGGCAGGAUGUCACUGCUAAUUGUUUCGGACCGGGGAUUGGUGAGUUUGACAUGUUGGAGGUGCUUUUGGGGGGUGGGCAGGGUGGUGGACAUAAUAUGCAG
Aureobasidium uvarum is the source of this 2508-nucleotide messenger RNA. NCBI's taxonomy places the organism in Eukaryota, Fungi, Ascomycota, Dothideomycetes, Dothideales, Saccotheciaceae. The record is from the annotation of a GenBank genome assembly.